Acomys russatus (golden spiny mouse) is the source of this 2258-nucleotide messenger RNA. It is a transcript of the gene Mto1, whose product is annotated as mitochondrial tRNA translation optimization 1. The transcript is spliced from 12 exons. The record is from RefSeq and is a predicted model, not a curated record. Gene Ontology annotation, biological process: tRNA methylation; tRNA wobble uridine modification. Gene Ontology annotation, molecular function: flavin adenine dinucleotide binding. Gene Ontology annotation, cellular component: cytosol. Bases 62 to 2101 code for a protein of 679 amino acids. Lineage: Eukaryota; Metazoa; Chordata; Mammalia; Rodentia; Muridae.
GGCGGCGCCCGGUCGGCUUUCCUACGCCUAGAUUCUUCCGGCGGCUUCGACUCUCCUCAACAUGCUCCUCCUCCGAGACUGCGGCCGCUGGGCCGCGGCGUCCCUCGGCAAACGCUCGCCUUUGCCUCGCCUCCGCAGCGACAGCGUAGCGCCCUGCGGCCCGCACUUCGACGUGGUAGUGAUCGGAGGAGGGCACGCAGGAACCGAGGCGGCCGCCGCUGCUGCUCGCUGUGGCUCGCGGACCCUGCUGCUCACACACCGCGUGGACACGAUCGGUCAGAUGUCCUGUAAUCCUUCCUUUGGUGGCAUUGGAAAGGGGCACUUGAUGAGGGAAGUAGAUGCAUUGGAUGGCCUGUGUUCUCGAAUCUGUGACCAGUCUGGUGUACAUUACAAAGUACUCAACCGGCGCAAGGGCCCUGCUGUGUGGGGACUGAGAGCGCAGAUUGACCGGAAACUCUAUAAACAGAACAUGCAGAAGGAAAUCCUGAGUACACCCCUCCUCAGCGUUCAGGAGGGAGCUGUAGAAGAUCUAGUUCUUACAGACCCAGAGCCUGGAUGUGCUGGCAAGGCCAGGGUCAGAGGUGUUGUUCUCGCAGAUGGAAGAACAAUUUCCGCAGAGAGUGUAGUCCUGACUACUGGGACGUUUCUGAGAGGUGUGGUCAUAAUUGGAUUGGAGAAGCAUCCUGCUGGACGGUUGGGGGAUCAGCCCUCCAUAGGGUUGGCUCAGACCCUAGAGAAGUUGGGGUUUAUGGUAGGAAGACUGAAGACUGGAACUCCACCCCGACUUGCUAAAGAGUCCAUUAAUUUCAGCAUUCUAAACAAGCACACCCCGGAUAACCCAUCCAUGCCCUUCAGCUUUCUCAGUGACGAGGUGUGGAUCAAGCCAGAAGAUCAGCUGCCGUGUUACUUGACUCAUACCAAUCCCAGAGUGGACGAGAUUGUCCUUGAGAACCUCCACCUGAAUAGCCAUGUUAAGGAGACCACAAGAGGACCCCGAUACUGCCCCUCCAUUGAGUCAAAGGUUUUACGUUUCCCAAACCGCCUCCAUCAGGUUUGGUUGGAACCUGAAGGAAUGGAUUCUGACCUCAUCUACCCCCAAGGGUUAUCUGUCACACUGCCUGCUGAGUUACAAGAGAAAAUGAUAACAUGCAUCAGGGGCUUAGAGAAAGCCAGAAUGGUUCAUCCAGGCUAUGGUGUUCAGUAUGAUUAUUUAGAUCCCCGUCAGAUCAGCCCUUCCCUAGAGACACAUUUGGUCCAGCGGCUGUUCUUUGCUGGACAGAUAAAUGGAACCACUGGCUACGAAGAAGCAGCGGCUCAGGGUGUGAUAGCUGGAAUCAAUGCCAGUCUUCGAGUCAGUGGGAAAGCGCCCUUUGUUGUAAGCCGCACAGAAGGCUACAUAGGAGUCUUGAUCGAUGACCUCACCACCCUGGGCACCAGCGAACCAUACCGAAUGUUCACCAGCAGGGUAGAGUUCCGUUUGUCUCUGCGCCCAGAUAACGCUGACAUUCGGCUCACAUUCCGAGCCCAUAAAGACGCUGGUUGUGUGUCCCCACGGCGACAUGAAAGAGCUGCGUGGAUGAAGUCUUCUUUAGAGGAAGGCACUUCUGUGUUGAAAUCCAUUGAGUUUUCAAGUUCCAAGUGGAAAAAGUUAAUUCCGCAAGCUCCUAUAAGUGUUAAUAGAAGCCUUCCUGUCAGUGCUCUGGAUAUUCUCAAGUGUGAAGAAGUUGACCUGGAGCUAGUAGCCCGCGCUGUCCCCGAGCCCCUGAGGAAGUAUACUACAUGUAAAGAGCUGGCUAGAAGACUGAAAAUAGAAGCCACUUAUGAGUCAGUAUUGUCCUAUCAAUUACAAGAAAUAAAGGAGGUUCAACAAGAUGAAGCUUUCCAGCUGCCACAAGACCUAGAUUAUCUAACAAUCAAGGAUGUGUCAUUGUCCCAAGAAGUUCGAGAGAAGUUACAUUUGAGUCGCCCACAGACGAUUGGGGCUGCUAGUCGCAUACCUGGAGUAACACCAGCUGCCAUCGUCAAUCUGCUCAGAUUUGUGAAGAACACUCGGCAAAGACAGGCAGCAGUGAUGGAACACCAAACCAAUCCGUACUUGUGAUACAAAGAAACUCUGAGACAGAAUUAUGACUUUUAUUUCAUAGAGGACUUUUGGAAAGUGGGCUUAGGCUGGGAAUGGUGGCGCACGCCUUUAAACCCAGCACUCAGGAGAUGGAGGCAGUUGGAUCUCUGAGAGUUCAAGACCAGCCUGCUCUACA